Molecule: messenger RNA, 930 nt
Organism: Lichtheimia ornata
Lineage: Eukaryota; Fungi; Mucoromycota; Mucoromycetes; Mucorales; Lichtheimiaceae
Exons: 8
Coding region: 1-930 (309 amino acids)
Biological process (GO): spindle assembly
Cellular component (GO): HAUS complex; cytosol
Source: RefSeq, a predicted model, not a curated record
AUGAUUCCAACCGAUCGUCGUCCACCAACUCCAUUGUCAGAACCACGAGACGAUAACGACCAUUCACCACACCAUUUCGAAGAGGAUUCUUCGUCAGAGCAUUGGGAACAGGUGGAUAGAUGGCUACAGGAGAUUGAUGCCGUUGAACUUUCGUUGCUUGACAAGGAUGACAUGUCUCUUCAAGAUCUUCAAGAACUUCAACAAAAGACAGAGGAGGCUAACACUAUCAUGGAGUUGGUACUGCAAACACAGCGUCAAAUCAGUGAUGAUAACAUGAGGCAAGCUGCAAUGUGGCAAGAAAAGUUGGAUGCUCUCGAAUUCAGUAAAUCUUCAAUGUCCACCGAAGGCUCUCGUGCAUUGGAUGCUCUUGCUACUUUGGCCAUUCGAUUGGGCUUAGACGAUACAUCGCUGAGUAGCUACCAAACAGCAUUGGCACAAUUGACAAUCGAUACGUUGGAAGCGGAGCUCGAGGAGAAUGAGCUGGAUGAAAUGGAAUAUGCACUGCGAGGUCGGAUCAAAAACGCGGAAGAUGAGCUGAGCAAGAUGAAAACAAUGCUUUCUUCUAUACGACAACGCCAACAACAUGACCAGGAUGAUCGUUUUGUACGACGCAUGGAAGCUGAUACAGACGCUUUGUUACAACAAACACAAGAUCAACAAGAAGAAUAUGCUCUUUUACAGAAUGAAUAUGAGGAUACGGAGGUUGAGCAACUACAACUCCGGUUGUCGGCACUUGCAAAAAUGGGGCAUGAUAUGGCUGCUGUGGAAGAAGUCCUUGCUGAACAAAAUGAUGUACUUGCUGGCUACAAUGAUCUGCCUCCUGACAUGAUGCUAGCUUCAAGAAAGUACAAAGAAGCCGAAGACCGCCUGCAUGAGCUGAGGCAGGAACGGGAGCUUUUGCUUGCUGAUAUUGCCAAUCAAGUGCGCUGA